Molecule: messenger RNA, 2577 nt
Organism: Ictalurus furcatus (blue catfish)
Lineage: Eukaryota; Metazoa; Chordata; Actinopteri; Siluriformes; Ictaluridae
Gene: lrrtm2
Product: leucine rich repeat transmembrane neuronal 2
Exons: 1
Coding region: 463-2028 (521 amino acids)
Molecular function (GO): protein binding
Source: RefSeq, a predicted model, not a curated record
GGGGGGGGUAAGGUUACAAGACUGAGUAUAAAUAGAGGAAAAGAUGUAUUGAAUCAAACAUUGUAAUGAGUAAUAUGGAUCAUGCUUGGCAUUCACUCUCAGGUGAAUGGGCAGUGCCUUACAACUGAGGUAAAUUAUAUACAUUUCUUCAUUCUAAUUUACUCAAGAAAAAUAAUUUUAAAUCCCAAACAUUAGCCAGUUAAAACAUGUACAAUCAAAACUGAAAAUCAUGUUCUAAACUAGAUAACCCUGCAUCACGACCCCCCCCCAAAGAGCCGUUGCUGCUAAGAUUGGAAGACCAAUAGGAAUAAAUAAAUAAAUAAAUAAAUAAAAUGUUUCCAUGCACUGCAGAGAUCAGAUUUGCCUCCCCUGGGUUUAUUUUCUUAUCUUUAAACCCACGCAGGUUUCCAUUCAAGGUGGCCAUUGGUGGGACAAGCACCAGCGGCACUUUGUGUGAUCAGCAUGCUACUGUGCCUGCCUCUCACAUCAUGCACAGCCUGCCCUCAGAAAUGCCGCUGCGAGGACCUGCAGUUUUACUGCGACACGCAGGGACUCCUGGCGCCCCCAGACGGCGUGGACAGAGGAGCCCUGGGACUCUCGCUCCGGCACAACAGCAUCCACGAGCUAAACCCCGAGCAGUUCUUCGGCUUCACCCAGCUAACCUGGCUCCACUUGGACCACAACCAAAUACUCAACGUGCAUGAGGAUGCCUUCCAGGGGCUCUACAAGCUCAAGGACCUGAACCUGAGCUCCAACCGCAUCACCAAGCUGCCCAACACAACCUUCAUCCACCUCAUCAACCUGCAAAUCCUGGAUCUAUCCUUUAACCAGAUGACUGCGCUGGAGCCCGAGCUCUUUCACGGGCUUCGGAAGCUCCAGAUCCUCCACCUGAGGUCCAACUUCCUGCGGACCACACCCGUCAGGGCCUUCUGGGACUGUCGGAGCCUGGAGUACCUUGGGUUGAGCAACAACCGGCUUCGGAGCCUGGCUCGGAAUGGAUUCGCCGGGCUAAUAAAGCUACGGGAGCUCCAUUUGGAACACAACCACUUGACCAAGAUCAAUCUGGCCCACUUCCCGCGUCUCGUCGCCCUCCAGUUCCUCUAUCUCCAGUGGAACAAGAUUAACAAUUUAUCAUGUACCAUGGAGUGGGAGUGGACCACUCUGGAAAAACUGGAUCUAACUGGGAACGAGAUACGCACGCUAACCCCUGAAGUGUUUGAAACUUUACCGAACCUAAAGGUUCUGCUGCUGGAUAACAACAAGUUGACCAGCCUUGAUACCCAAACCACAGAUAUGUGGAAGUCUCUGAACACCAUCGGGUUGUCCAGCAACCUUUGGGAAUGUACAAAAAAGAUUUGCAACUUGGCCAGUUGGCUUAGUAAGUUUAAGGGUCGAUGGGAACAUUCCAUCCUAUGCCACAGCCCUGAGUUCACACAGGGCGAGGAAAUACUAGACGCUGUUCAUGGAUUCCAACUCUGCCAAAACAUCUCAGCACCCGUCGUACUGACCAGCACCAUGAUGGAGGCCACGUUACCCCAACAGUUCACUAGCUCCUUUUUUGGGAAUAUGCAGACGCCGACGCAGGACUUCUACCCUGAGGAUUUUGGGAGCUUUACCACCGUCACGACGACUACCACCACCACUCAAACCCCACAAACUACCAUGGCUACCACCACAGUGGAUGGGGAAAACGUUACCGAGGACUACGGCGCCAUCGACAACACCCUACUGACCCACAGAGUCAUCAUAGGUACCAUGGCCCUUUUGUUUUCGUUCUUUCUCAUCGUUUUUGUAGUGUACAUCUCACGGAAGUGCUGCCCUCCGACUCUACGACGGAUCCGCCACUGCUCCGCCAUUCAGAACCGGCGACAGAUGAGGACCCAGCAGAGGCAGCCGAUGGCGGACCUGGCCACACAGGUGCCCUAUAACGAGUACGAGCCGACGCACGAGGAAGGUGCGCUAGUGAUCAUUAACGGUUACGGGCAGUGCAAGUGUCAGCAACUGCCUUACAAAGAGUGUGAAGUAUAAACAAUAUUUAUUUCUGCCGUUUAUGGGUUGCGCCAUUUCAACCAUUUCGAAAGAUACAGGGUUUGUUUCGGACCUUUUGGAAAUAAAUCAGCGUUGAUUCUUUAUACUGGUUUUGGAAGAAAAAAAAAUAAUAAUCAAUCAAUCAAUGAAAACCGGAAGGUCACGAGAACGGAAUUGAAACGAGAUGUAUAAAGAAGCUCAAGUUUAUUUUUAUAGUAUGAAAGCAAAGUUCAUAUCAAGCUGGGGCAAUCAAUCUCAGAUGGUCAUACGUGAGAUUCGUCAUUAGUCGCUUAUCCAGCAGCACAGAAAAGACAAGAGAGAAACAAAGCCAAAAUCAUCUGGAAAGCUGAGGUCCAGAAGAAAAAAAGAAAAGAAAAAAAAAAAAAAAUUAUGUAUGAAACUGCAUUCUUAUUCUGAUAAAUGUUCCGAUUUUAUAUUGUGGUAAGACGUGCUGUUGCAUAUGAUGCACAGAAACACGAAUCAGACGAGAGAGAGAGAGAGAGAGAGAGAGAGAGUUUUAUGGUGCACGUUAGACUACACUAUAGAUCU